Molecule: messenger RNA, 4191 nt
Organism: Salvia splendens (bonfire salvia)
Lineage: Eukaryota; Viridiplantae; Streptophyta; Magnoliopsida; Lamiales; Lamiaceae
Exons: 8
Coding region: 1-4191 (1396 amino acids)
Biological process (GO): telomere maintenance; DNA repair
Molecular function (GO): DNA helicase activity
Source: RefSeq, a predicted model, not a curated record
AUGAUUAGUUUACGUGAUGUGUGUGGAUCAUUUGAAAGUCCUAUUGUUAUAAGUGAUGAUGUUCUUGAUGAAAGCAAUCGGUCUAUUGUCAAUGAGAGCUCUUUCGAUUCAUCCAAUUUAAAUGAAGAUGGAGAAUUUUGGGAUAUUGGUGAUCCUUCGUAUAUGUGUUCACAUUGUGGGGCAAUAUUUUGGUAUGAGGAACGUCUUGGCAAACCAAGUAAGCCUACUAAUCCAAGAUAUUCGGGUUGCCGUAUGAAUGGAAACAUUGAGAUUCCUAAAUUGACUUCUCCACCUGACGUUUUGCACCAAUUAAUGUUCUCUAAUGACGCCAAAAGUAGUCACUAUUUGAAAAAUAUUCGUUCAUAUAAUUCGAUGUUUGGGUUUACCUCCAUGGGAGGUAAAGUUGAUAAUAGUGUGAACACCGGUGGUGGUCCUCCUAUAUUUCGUUUACACGGGCAAAAUUACCACUUAAUUGGCAGUUUACUACCAUUAGAUGGUUGCGAACCGAAGUUUGCCCAGUUAUAUGUGUAUGAUACGGACAAUGAGAUCAAUUACAGAAUAACGUCCGUGAGGCAAAGGGAUGCUGUGAAUAAUCUUCAUUCAGAGAUUGUUAGUGAUUUGCAACAUAUGUUGGAUGAAGAAAAUGUGUUAGUAAAGUCUUUUCGUAUGGCCAAAGAAAAGAUUGGGCAUGAAAAUCAACCCAAUGUAAGUUUGAGGUUGCUUGGUAAGAGAGGUAGGGAUGGAAGAACUCAUAACCUACCUUCUGUUUCUGAGGUUGCUAUGCUUGUCGUUGGGGAUUUUGAUGAAGCUUUGGGUGACAGAGAUAUUGUUGUUGUAAAGAAGUCAGGGCAGUUGCAGCGCAUUAGUGAACUGCAUCCUUCUUAUCUUCCACUUCAGUAUCCACUUUUGUUUCCUUACGGGGAGGAUGGUUAUAAAGAAGAUAUUGGAUUUUCUAGAAAUUCUUCUUCUUCGUCGACCCAUAGGAAAAGUAUUAGUCCUAAAGAAUUUUUUGCGUUUCGCUUACAUGAAAGAACUUCUGAGUAUUCUAUUCUUUUAUUUGGAAGGAGAUUGUUUCAACAGUUUGUCGUUGAUGCCUAUACGAUGAUUGAGACCGGUCGUCUUACUUUUGUACGAACCCAUCAGAAAAGGUUGCGGGCUGAAUUGUAUAGUGGUUUAGCGGAAGCUGUUCUUCGUGGUGAGACGGAUGGUUCAAGGCAUGGGAAACGAAUUAUCUUGCCUUCCAGUUUUGUUGGUGGAGCUCGAUAUAUGGUUCAGAAUUAUCAAGAUGCUAUGGCGAUCUAUGAUCGUCCAGAUAUUAUUCGUAGGAUCUUUAAAGUCAAGUUGGAUAAUUUGAUAAGAGAUCUUAAGAGUAAAAAAGUAUUUGGAGCUGUGAAAGCAGUUGUGUACACGGUUGAGUUUCAGAAACGUGGAUUGCCUCAUGCCCAUAUUUUGUUGUUUUUAAGCAAUGAGGACAAACAUCCUAAGCCUCAACGCAUUGAUGAGAUAAUUUCAGCUGAACUUCCCGACCAAGUAACUGAUCCUCACUAUCAUGAGUAUGUUAAAGAAUUCAUGACGCAUGGGCCGUGUGGUGUUGUUCGAAAAUCAUCUCCUUGCAUGCUCAACGGACGUUGCUCGAAAUAUUUUCCCAAGAAAUAUCUCGCGGCCACAAACAUUGAUGAUGAUGGCUAUCCUGCUUAUAGACGUAGAGAUAAUGGUCGUGUUGUUAUGAAGGAUGGUGUGCCCUUAGAUAAUAGAUAUGUUGUUCCACACAAUCGUUUUCUUCUUAUGAAGUAUAGCGGUCAUGUCAACGUUGAGUGGUGCAAUCAGUCGCAAUCUAUUAAGUAUUUGUUUAAGUAUAUAAAUAAGGGUUAUGACCGUGUGACAACUUCUUUUUUCCAAUCUGGUGCGGAUGGUGCUGAACGAUGUAUUGAUGAAGUAAGUUUGUACUACGAUUGUAGGUAUAUAUCGUCUUGUGAAGCUGCUUGGAGAAUAUUUGGAUUUGAAAUUCAAUACAAGGAUCCUCCUGUUGAAAGAUUGAGUUUUCAUCUUCCAGAGCAACAACAUGUUAUUUUUGAUGAAGCUGAUGACUUGGAAACUGUUUUGAAUCGUAAGACAAUUCAUGAAAGUAAGUUCUUGGCUUGGAUGGAAGCAAAUAAGAUAUAUUCCCAAGGUAGGGAUCUCACUUAUGGUGAAUUUCCGACGAAGUUUGUAUGGAAGAAGAAUCACUGGGAACCUAGGAAACAAAGAUAUUCGAUUGGAAGGUUGUUUUAUGUUGCUCCUGGUUCUGGUGAUAUGUAUUAUCUCAGAUGUUUGUUGAAUAUUGUUAAAGGAGCUUCUUCAUAUGAAGACAUCACAUGUGUUAAUGGUGUUCAGUAUGAUACAUUUAGAGAUGCUUGCUUUGCUUUAGGAUUGUUGGAUGAUGAUAAGGAAUAUGUUGAUGGAAUUGUAGAGGCUUCUUUUUGGGCCUCAGCUCACUCUUUGAGAUUGCUCUUUGUGAGUUUGUUAACAUCGGAAUCUAUUUCACGCCCGGACUUUGUUUGGCGAAGUUGUUGGAAAUAUUUGUCUGAAGAUGUUCUUUAUAACCGCCGGAAAUUAACAAAUUAUCCUGGUAUGAUCUUGAGUGAUGAUGAAAUUCAGAAUUUUGCAUUGGCAGAGAUUGAGAAAUUGUUGCAGAAUCUUGGCAAAACUUUGCGUGAUUUCCAUGGUUUGCCGUAUCCUGAUAAUCAGUAUUUUGAAUCAAGUGAAAAUAGACUGAUUAUUGAUGAGUUGUGUUAUGAUCGUGAAUGUUUAGCAAGGGAAUAUUUGGAAUUUAUCUCCAAAUUCACUGAUGAACAACUUUGUGUGCAUGACACUAUAAUGUCGUCUGUGCAUUCUAAUGAUGGAGGAAUAUUUUUUGUUUAUGGCUAUGGAGGUACUGGGAAAACGUUCAUUUGGAGAUCAUUGUCUGCAGGGAUUCGUUCGAAGGGCGAUAUUGUUUUAAAUGUAGCGUCCAGUGGCAUAGCUUCUUUAUUAUUGCCUGGUGGUAGAACAGCUCAUUCUCGGUUUAAAAUUCCCAUUAAUGUGAAUGAAGAUUCUAUGUGCAAUAUUAAACCAGGCGGUGCACUUGCUGAGUUGAUUGUGAGAGCUAAGCUUAUUAUAUGGGAUGAAGCUCCGAUGAUUCAUAAACAUUGCAUAGAAGCCGUGGAUAGAACUUUAAGAGAUAUUAUGCGUGUAUGCAAUGAGGUAAAUAGUAACAAACCGUUUGGUGGUAAAACUGUUGUUUUUGGUGGUGACUUUAGACAAAUCUUACCAGUUGUUCCUAAAGGCAGUCGUCAAGAUGUUGUGAAUGCUACCAUUAACUCAUCUUAUCUUUGGAAGAGUUGCACAGUUUUAAGGCUGACCAAAAAUAUGAGGCUUUUGAAUGUUGAAAAUGUUGAUGAAGCCUCUAAAUUAAAGGAAUUUUCCUCUUGGGUUGCUUCUAUUGGAGAUGGUGUUAUUGGUGGUCCAAAUGAUGGUGAAGUGUGUAUUCAACUUCCUAGAGACAUUGUUUUGUCAAAUUCUGGUGAUCCUCUUAGAACCAUUGUUUCAUAUGUCUAUCCUUCUUACAUGAAUCCUGAAGAAUUGAUUAGUUGUUUGCAUGGUCGUGCUAUACUUGCUCCUACUUUGGAGGUAGUUGACGAGGUUAACCAAUUCAUGAUUUCUUUGGAUCAGUCUCAAGGUCGAGUUUACUUUAGUUCUGAUAGUAUUUCAAACUCUGACUCCACAUCAAAUGAUCUUGCUGAGAUACAGUCUGUUGAGUUUUUAAAUAAUUUGAAGUGUUCUGGUACACCUAACCAUGAAUUGUUGCUGAAAGUUGGUACUCCUGUGAUGUUGUUGAGGAACAUAGACAUGUCAAACGGGUUGUGUAAUGGCACAAGAUUGAUAAUUACACGAUUAGGUGAUUAUGUGUUAGAGGGACAGUUCCAAAGAAGACAAUUUCCUUUGGCUGUGUCGUAUGCAAUGACCAUUAACAAGAGUCAGGGUCAAUCACUCUCUCAUGUUGGAUUAUUUUUGAGAAAACCUGUUUUCAAUCAUGGACAGCUGUAUGUUGCUAUAUCAAGAGUCACAAGUCGUGAAGGUUUGAAGAUUUUGGUGUGUAAAGAUGAAGAAGAUGAAGGCAAUGGUGAUUCUACUGUUAACAUUGUUUAUAAAGAAGUUUUUCAAAACUUAUGA